Messenger RNA from Lepidothrix coronata (blue-crowned manakin), 4134 nucleotides. It is a transcript of the gene RUFY3, whose product is annotated as RUN and FYVE domain containing 3. Gene Ontology annotation, cellular component: cytoplasm. Lineage: Eukaryota; Metazoa; Chordata; Aves; Passeriformes; Pipridae. The record is from RefSeq and is a predicted model, not a curated record. The coding region runs from base 517 to 2454 and encodes 645 amino acids. Gene Ontology annotation, biological process: regulation of axonogenesis. Gene Ontology annotation, molecular function: metal ion binding. The transcript has 19 exons.
CAGCUCAGUUCAUUAGUCAGCCAUUUUGGUCACCACCCUGCUCACUGCGCACAGCCAAUCCCGGCAGCACUGCCGGGCUUCGCAGAGAGACGGGCACCAGCACUUGGAUUUCGGCAAACCUGGAGAUCUGCCUCCCGUUCGUCCUUUGUUUUUGCCGGGGUCAUCACCAGAGGAACCCAUUCUUUUUGCUUCGGCUGCUUUUUUCCCCUUCUUUUCGUAUUUUGGACCUGUUUUUCCCUCCUGCCUUGGAUGCCGGAGCCAGGUUUCCUGUGGAUGCUGAGGAUCGAUAGCCUCUAGCAUAGCUGGAGACGGCAGUCGGUGGAAAGGAGGGAGGCAGAGCAGAGCGGGAAGGAGCAGCGUUUUUACCUUGCUUGAUCCAUGAAAAGGCCAGAGCAGCCUCUGUGAUCCUGAGCAAUCUGUCCUUUAAUCGCAAGGUAUUUCUGAUUUCCUUCUUCAGAAAGCUUUUAUUUUUAGUUCUUAUUUUUCCCCCGUUGUUGUUGUACCAGCUGAGUCAUCAUGUCUGCUCUGACGCCUCAAAGCGACAUGCCAACCCCCACCACAGACAAGAUCACUCAGGCUGCCAUGGAGACCAUCUAUCUUUGCAAAUUCCGAGUGUCGAUGGAUGGAGAAUGGCUCUGCUUGCGGGAGCUGGAUGACAUCUCGCUGACACCCGACCCAGAGCCUACCCACGAAGACUCUUGGGAGGAUUUGACAGAUGUGGUGGAGCAAUUGCGCGAUGAUUCCGAAGACCCCAAUUACCUCAUGGCUAACGAACGCAUGAACCUGAUGAACAUGGCCAAACUGAGCAUCAAGGGGUUGAUCGAGUCGGCGCUGAAUCUGGGCAGGACACUGGACUCGGACUAUGCCCCUCUGCAGCAGUUCUUCGUGGUGAUGGAGCACUGCCUGAAACAUGGCCUCAAAGCCAAAAAGACUUUUCUUGGGCAAAAUAAGUCCUUUUGGGGACCUCUAGAACUAGUAGAAAAACUUGUUCCUGAGGCUGCAGAGAUUACAGCAAGUGUUAAGGAUCUCCCAGGGCUGAAGACACCUGUAGGCAGAGGAAGAGCUUGGCUUCGCCUGGCUCUGAUGCAGAAGAAACUUUCAGAGUACAUGAAGGCCUUGAUUAACAGAAAGGAUCUUCUCAGUGAAUUUUACGAGCCCAACGCGCUGAUGAUGGAAGAGGAAGGUGCCAUCAUCGCUGGCCUCCUCGUGGGCUUGAACGUCAUCGAUGCCAACUUCUGCAUGAAGGGAGAAGACCUGGACUCCCAGGUUGGAGUGAUUGAUUUCUCCAUGUAUUUGAAAGAUGGGAACAGCACGAAAGGCAGCGAAGGAGAUGGUCAGAUAACUGCUAUUUUGGACCAGAAGAACUAUGUGGAAGAACUCAAUAGACAUUUAAGUGCUACAGUAAACAACCUACAAGCCAAGGUGGAUGCCUUGGAAAAAUCCAACACUAAGCUGACUGAGGAGCUUGCAGUUGCCAACAACAGGAUCAUUACACUGCAGGAAGAGAUGGAACGGGUUAAGGAAGAAAGUUCUUACAUCCUGGAGUCCAGUCGGAAGGUCACCAAGGACAGAACUGCUGAUGGGCAGGCACUGACUGAGGCUCGGAAACAGCUGAAGGAGGAGACUCAGCUGCGGCUGGACGUGGAGAAGGAGCUGGAGGCGCAGAUUGGGAUGCGGCAGGAGAUGGAGCUGGCCAUGAAGAUGCUGGAGAAGGAUGUUUGUGAGAAGCAGGAUGCGCUGGUGGCACUCAGACAGCAGCUGGACGAUCUCAGGGCCCUAAAGCAUGAACUGUCCUUCAAGCUGCAGAGUUCAGACAUGGGAGUGAAACAGAAGAGUGAAUUAAACAGCCGCUUGGAAGAGAAAACAAAUCAGAUGGCUGCCACCAUCAAACAGCUGGAACAAAGAUUGCGACAGGCAGAGAAGGAACGGCAGCUGGCCCAGCAGGACAACCGGCUCUUCAAGCAGGAGUUUGGGGACAAAAUCAACAGCCUGCAGCUGGAAGUGGAAGAGCUCUCCAGACAGCGGAACCACCUAGAACUGGAACUGAGGCGGGAAAGAGACAGAUGGUCCCACAGUCAGCAGUGUGGCCAAGAAAACAAAAAAGGGCCAAAGAACUGGCUAAGACAGGAUGGGAAGGUCAAAAUCCAGGAAGAAAAUGCUAAACUGAAACAGGCACUGAGAGAGGAGAACAGUGUUCUGCCACACAGGUCACCAAGCAGCAAGCAGGAAGAACAGGAGCAGCUGUUGGGCCCUGGACAUGCUGAGAUGUGCCAGCUCUGCCAGGAGGAGAGCAGCCGGAACAGAAGAAAGAACAUCUGCAAGAACUGUGGGGGCACCUUCUGUGAAGCCUGUUCAGCACAUGAGCUGCCCCUCCCAUCCAGCAUCAACCCUGAGCGUGUCUGCAAUCCCUGCCACCAGCAGCUCAUCCAGCAGUAUUCCAGCAGCCCCUUGUAGGGAAUGGGUGGCAGAGGGGUGACAAUGGUUGUAGCUGAUGGUGUUUCUGGAGUCGUUCAAGGGGAACGUGAGGACACUUGCUUGUGUGCUUUGGAGGUUGGAGGGAAGCAGCUUCUUGGUGUUUAGAGUCUCUUGUGACUCAAACAACAUUCUGAGCCUUCCCUGUACCAAAAUCCAAUUGUGUUGCGGAGAACUGCAUUGGGAAUGUCACAUGGAGCAGCCCCAGUGUGUGCUGGAGCAGUCUCAGGGCUCAGGGAGCCCCUGCCCAAACCAGAGCUGUGUUUGCAUGUGUAAGUUGGGAAUGUUCUUGCCCUCACACGUGUGGUGUUGGGCAUGUGCUGCUGCUGAGCAAAGGCUCCCUGAAAACCAGCUGGAGCACUGGUAUUCCUCAUGUCUGGCUGCACUUGAAAUCCUGUUUCCUUUCCCAGCUGUCUUGGACAGUCUGGCUCAUCCCUGGGACCCUGGUACACAGUGUGAGCGGGCCAAGUGAGGCACUUGUGAACAUGUUCUACCUGCAUUUCCUUGGCUCAGGGCUCUGGCCAAGGGCUUGCUCUGCACAGGGAAACCCCAAACCAAGCUGUGAAUGUUCUGUUCCCCCUCUGUGCUUUAGGAGAUGGGCCAAAUUCCCAUCACACUCUGGUUUAGGGCCACUUGGAUCCACCUCUCCCCCUUGCGCACAUGGAAACCUUGUGGCCAUAAACCUGGCAUUUCACUUUUUGUUGUAUCAAAAUAAAAUGGGAACACUUUUCACCUUCUACCAGUUGUAACUGCAAACCCAGUUCAGAGAGGUUUCAUGGUUCAUUCUUUGUUGCUGUUCCCUCAAGGAAUUUUGUUACUCCAAAGAGCGGUGGUGGCUUCCCCGUGUCACAGGAGCGGUCUCUCCUUUUCCCACUGGCACCUCCUGCAGUCUCAGACCACAGAAUGUUCCACAGUCCACAGGAAAUGGAUGCAUUGAUGUGACAAAUGCAUUGGGGUUUGUACAGAUGUUAUUAGGGCUUAGUGGUUAAUUCCUUGGAGGGGAAUUAACCCUAGUUAAUAGUAGUCUUUAGAGUGGCUGGAACUGCAGGAAAAGCUUCUCAGAGCUGAGGUUACUGAUGUGGUUGGUGCUGGUUUGUACCAGGAAUUAUUUCUCCUAGUUCCCUCUAGGUCUUGGUGUGUUCAGCCACCAAACUUACACUCUUUUUUGCUCUUUUCCCCACCUGUGGCAGUUUCCCAACCCCUUUCCUUGCUGCUAUCCCUUAAAGUAGGACAGGAGUUGUAAACAGUGUUGAGAUACAAGAAGCCUGGAAUUCAAGUGAAUUCCUGAAUUCUCUGAAGGGAUGACACACUGGAGAUGGAUGGAGAAAACACUGAAUUUAGUGUCAGUAGUUUUCUGUACACACUGUAUAGAUCCAAACCAGCAAAAUUCUUGCAUCCAAGCCCAGUGUGACUCAUCCCCCAAGGAGAAAGUGAGACCUAGGCAAUUUUCCUAGUAGAGGGAGCAUUAAACUGGACACGGAGAAUUAAAUUCUGUGGAGCAGGGAGGUGGCUGAGACCCCUUCAGAGCACAGCACUGGUGGCUGCCAGCUCCCUCUGUGCUCAGGUACUGCGUGUGAUGCCAGCGUGGGCUGACACCUGGACACUGGGGUUGGGAAGGGGGGGGCAGGUUUUCUGAUGUUAAUUUUGUUCCACACAAUAAAG